Molecule: messenger RNA, 777 nt
Organism: Cylindrotheca closterium
Lineage: Eukaryota; Bacillariophyta; Bacillariophyceae; Bacillariales; Bacillariaceae
Source: the annotation of a GenBank genome assembly
AUGUCUCAGAAUGCCGUUCAAGUCCCCGAAUCAGCUCCGCAAGAGGAGUCUUAUGAUGCUGAAGCACCGAAACCAAACCAUGCCAACGAUGACAGUGACAGUGAAAGUAAAAGUGACAAUGCCAAUUUCAUCAUCACUCUCCACAAGACUAACGACAUAAACAACAACAACAACAACAACAACAAUAAUGAAGCGAAACCUACGACUGCCACAACGAUGAACCAAACAAAGCAAAAUAUGCCAAAAAGCAGCUUGAAAUCACCCACAAGGAAUAUGACUAACACCGACACCGACACCGACACCAACACCAACACGACAAAUACUAAAGGAAGCAGAAGAACAACAACCGCCGUUUCUGAAUCCCAGCAUUCGUCUCAAAACAAUUGGUCCUCUCCCUUUCGACAACUUUCCAAAAGUCUGAUUGGAUUCUUUCUGACCGUCCUGGUCAUUGCUCGCAUCAAGAAGCAAAAGGACAAUAAGAACAGCAACCAAAAUGAUGAGGAAGCUGGCGGAGGACCAAUGCCAAACGUGGUCAAACCCAAAAAGUCGGUCCGGAUUCUCGACAUGUCAGGCAACUUGACCACUCCCAACACACCUUCGACGACUAUUACCAAUGAUGAUUAUAAUAAUAGUUACAAACGUCGUAAUUUCAAGGAUUCGCGACAGCUGGAUGCCAAUAGCGAAUGUGAUAUGGUAUACAAACCAAUCUUGGUCAAGGUCGCUGUAUUUUUGUGUUUGGGUAUUCUGGCGUUGGUGUUGUACGUCGUUCUCAAGUAA